Molecule: messenger RNA, 342 nt
Organism: Spodoptera exigua (beet armyworm)
Lineage: Eukaryota; Metazoa; Arthropoda; Insecta; Lepidoptera; Noctuidae
Source: the annotation of a GenBank genome assembly
AUGACUGCUUUGCAGAAGGAGACAACUACUGAGGAUACAGCAAUGUUCAAUCACCGUGUGCUUCACUUUAUUUUCUGGGUUGGUCUUCGCAGAGCCGACAACCGGGCGUUUCCUCUGCCGUCCGAAACUAUCGCCUACCUGCGUCGCAUAACCAGGCGUCAGGUGGAAGGACGGAGAAACGAGUAUACGGAUUACCUGAUGUGUUACGCUGUUCACCAACAAGAUCGCCUGAUGGACGUCAAUCAAAUUAUUGAACGCACAGAAGACCUUCCCAUUGCCCAGUUUCUCAACCAAUGGGAAGGCCGCGUUUGCUAUUUCGAUCAAUAUCUUCAAGGUGGUUGA